Molecule: messenger RNA, 884 nt
Organism: Prorocentrum cordatum
Lineage: Eukaryota; Dinophyceae; Prorocentrales; Prorocentraceae
Source: the annotation of a GenBank genome assembly
CGCCGACAGGCGGAGGCGCUGGUGGCCGUCUCGCAGCACGUUGCGGCGAGGGUCCGCAGCAACUCCGCAGUUCUUGCGAAGAAGGUGCCCGGCUACGAUUACGUCGGGAACCCUGGCCAGUGCCAAAACCAGCGCUUCCGACCCAUGAAGGCCAACAAGGAUCAGCGCCUGUCGCUCAUGCAGUGCGGCGCCGAAUGCAUGUCCGACGAGAUGUGUACAGGUUUCGACCACAUCGACAGCAUCGCCAAGUGCCACAUCUACUACACGGGCAUCCCCACGUACGCCGGCGGGCGGGCGUCCGCCCGGUGCUACCGCAAGUCCGAGCUGCCGCCAGGGGCGGGCACCUUCACGCCGCCACCCCCGGGGCCCACGCUCCCGAGGCCCAUCUCCCACACUCCGCGCCGCCGCCGCACGUUCUCCCCGGGCGGCAUCGGGAUGCCCGGGAAGCCGGACCAGAGCGAGAUCGACGACAACAGGGUGGAUGGGAAGACGCCAGCCGUUGACGAGAUCAUGGACGAGCUGAACUCGCUUGUCGGGCUGCUGAAGGUGAAGGCUGGCAUGACCGAGCUGCACGCCAUGGUAGAGUUCGACGCGAACCGCAAGGCGAUCCUCCCCGAAGCCAAGAGCCUGAUGGGGCAGUCGUUCCACAUGCAGUUUCUCGGCAACCCUGGUACAGGCAAGACGGUCGUCGCGCGCAUCGUCGGGCGGCUGCUGGUGGAGAUGGGGGUGAUCAUCGGCCUCGAGAACAGCAAGGGCGAGAAGCAGGUGGUCUUCGAGGAGGUCUCCCGCGCCGACCUCGUGGCCGAGUACAAGGGGCAGACUGCUCCCAAGGUCAUUGCUGCGGUCGAGCGGGCCCUGGGGGGUGUGCUCUUCAUCGACGAGGC